UAUAUAUUGUUGUCGAAGACUUGUGUCAUAAGCACGAAAGCCACACGCCCACAACCGCUAUAACUGAAACAUGGUACAUGGAUCUCCUGAAACACUUGAGGCUUGUGGUGACCACACGCUUGAUUCUGUUAAGCAACAAACAAACCGAGUGGACCGGUUACAGAGAGCUCAGUGGCUACGUGCAGCCAUUUUAGGAGCCAAUGAUGGGUUACUAUCCACCACGUCUUUGAUGAUGGGUGUGGGUGCGGCUCAAGAAGAUCAAUGGUUGAUGGUUCUUUCUGGACUAGCCGGGGCCAUUGCUGGUGCAUGCAGCAUGGCUGUUGGUGAAUUUGUUUCGGUUUCAACUCAACGAGAUAUCGAGUCAGCUGUGAAUCAACAGGAAAACUCAAACUUACAACAAAUCAAGCUUGAAAACCUGAUAACCGAUCACGAUGUUGUAGAAAAUAAAUCAAGAUCUCCUGUGGUGAAGAUACUCGAGAAAAGACCAAAAAAAGAAGAAAAAGAACGCUUGCCAAAUCCGUAUAAGGCCGGUGCAGCAUCUGCACUGGCAUUUCUAUGUGGUUCUUUGUUUCCUUUGGCUGCGGCUAUGGCUGUUGAUGAUUAUAGUACUAGAGUUGUGGUGCUGGUGGUGGUAACGUCCUUGGCACUAGCGUUGUUUGGUGGGGUUGGUGCAGUGUUGGGUGGGUCGUGUGUGAGGGUGUCUGCCACCCGGGUCCUAAUCGGAGGGUGGAUCUCCAUGGCUGUUACAUAUGGUUUAUUGAAGCCAUUGGAUAGUUUUACAGAUAGAAAAAUGGGUAAAGAUGACUGA
Molecule: messenger RNA, 808 nt
Organism: Helianthus annuus (common sunflower)
Lineage: Eukaryota; Viridiplantae; Streptophyta; Magnoliopsida; Asterales; Asteraceae
Product: vacuolar iron transporter homolog 1
Exons: 2
Coding region: 71-808 (245 amino acids)
Biological process (GO): intracellular manganese ion homeostasis
Cellular component (GO): membrane
Molecular function (GO): iron ion transmembrane transporter activity; manganese ion transmembrane transporter activity
Source: RefSeq, a predicted model, not a curated record